Miscanthus lutarioriparius is the source of this 369-nucleotide messenger RNA. Lineage: Eukaryota; Viridiplantae; Streptophyta; Magnoliopsida; Poales; Poaceae. The record is from the annotation of a GenBank genome assembly.
AUGUCCCGCGUGGGCGUCUAUGCGUGGCCGUGGAGGCGGCCAGCGCGCGUGUUUGACGCCGCCGCCAGCGCCCGCGGCAUGCCACCCAUGCGCGUCCUGGACAUCGGCGGGGUGUCGGGUCGCGCUGCCGCCGGCGACGACGCCAACGAUGACGAAGGCGGUGAGACUGAGACACACCCGUCGACGGUGUUCGGUCCCACGCUCGACUCGUUCGACGUGGUGGUGAAGGGUUACCAUCUGCCAGAGCUGCGCAUCGGGGACUGGCUGGUGUUCCACGACGUUGGCGCCUACACCACCGUGCUGAGCUGUGACAUCAAUGGCUUCUCCACGUUCGACAUGAAAACCUACCUCGCCUUCUCCUCUGUCUAG